Molecule: messenger RNA, 783 nt
Organism: Nelumbo nucifera (sacred lotus)
Lineage: Eukaryota; Viridiplantae; Streptophyta; Magnoliopsida; Proteales; Nelumbonaceae
Gene: DYL1
Product: dormancy-associated protein-like 1
Source: RefSeq, a predicted model, not a curated record
AGUGGGAAUAAAGAAACGGUAAAACCUCAGACAGAUUCUUUAGGAGAAACUUAAAUUUAGCUCUUUUGAACCCCGCCCCCCCCACACACACAUCCCUCUCCACUCCUAUAUAUAUAACCUUAGUGAGGCAAAGCGGAGAGAUCAUCAGAGAAGCGCUCAGAGAUAGAAGAAGAAGAAGGAUCGCCAUGGUUCUGCUAGAGAAGCUCUGGGAUGAUGUGGUCGCCGGGCCUCAACCUGACAAUGGCCUUGGCAAGCUCAGGAAGCUCACUACUAGGCCCUUGAACCUCAAAGAUGCGGAAGGAGAAGGAAGCAAGUACCAGAGAUCACUGUCGAUGCCGGCAAGCCCAGCAACGCCGAGCACCCCUGUGACUCCGAGCACACCGUCGACAUCUCGGAAGGACAACGUGUGGAGGAGUGUGUUCAACCCCGGGAGCAACCUGGCCACCAAAAGCCUCGGCACUGAGAUGUUCGACAAGCCCCAGCCCAACUCCCCCACCGUUUAUGACUGGCUCUACAGCGGUGAUACCCGAAGCAAGCAUCGUUGAUGGGUCAUGGGUGGGCCUGGGGGCCACCUCCAAUCCAAGAACAAGAGGAUGCACCCGUGCACCGUGCAUGUAAAUAUUUUGGACGCCAGCCUGAACUAGUCCUACUCCUGGUUUUAUGUUAAUUAAGCACUGGAUCUUAUCUCUAACUAAGCGAUGAUUAUGUAUGUUAAGAGGACUCUGUACUCUGUAGUAGAAUACUUAAUACUAAAUGAAAGAGAAAUGUCUACUUUUAUUCCCA